UAACGCCCUGAGGGGUCCCUUGGAGGGUAAAGAAUACUCGAGGCUUAUUCUUUUUGGCUCUGAUGGUGACUUCAUCUUCGAAAACCAGAUCCAGCGGCCCGGUGCGCCGAUCACAGUCGCCGGGCGGCCGGUUCUGUAACUCCCCGGCGUUGUCGUCUUUUACGUCGGCGUUUGCUUCAUCCACUAGCUCAAACUUUUACUCGCAUUCUUCUACUUUCCAUUCCGUUGAUCACCGCGAUUUCGUCAUCCACCAUCAUCAACCUCGAUGCACCUCCCCUAGCCGUGUUAAUGUUUUUUCAUCUCCUUCUCUUACUUCUUCUGUCCGUUUUUUCGUCGAUAACCGUUCGAUUUCUCCGAAUCGGUCCGUUAUUGUUUCGAGGAAAAAUCGACCGGCGUCUAAUGUUAAGAGGAUCUGUAUGUGCUCUCCGACGACGCAUCCAGGAUCGUUCCGGUGUAGUCUUCACAAAAACGUCUCGAGUAGCGGCGGCCAUAGCCAAACGGUGUCGUUUCCUUCAAUCAGGUUAAAUAUGCGGAGAUCGGCUAUGGCCAACUCGCUCAUUCGAAUCGGCGGUGUGGAAGGAGAGUUGGUGAAGCGAGUAUUGACUACUUUGAUUCGGCCUUCUUCGCACCAGCAGAGGAGGAGAGCGGCAUUUAUACCUAGAUCAAGUCAGCUCACUGUCAUGUCCAAGGUUGACGAUGCUUGAAUUUACAGCACAAGAUACGGUGAUGCCUAAAACUUUAUGAUCUCAGCCUUGGGAUUCCGUGUGUGCCGUCAUCGUAGUCUGCUCCGAUGAUCGUGAUUUUCGUCCCCGUCGUUUCACGUGGUUCCGUUUAAUCCGUCCGGUUCAUUCGGGUGCCAGGUAUUUAUUUCU
Messenger RNA from Cucurbita pepo subsp. pepo (vegetable marrow), 872 nucleotides. The record is from RefSeq and is a predicted model, not a curated record. NCBI's taxonomy places the organism in Eukaryota, Viridiplantae, Streptophyta, Magnoliopsida, Cucurbitales, Cucurbitaceae.